GCGGUAUUAUGUUUGUUAACGCAACUGUCAACUAAGCAUGAUAGCUUUGAUUCUAUGAUCGAAUUUAUAAAGGAAACUCGAUGUAAGGGAUGAAGAAUAAAAAGGUGAAACCCUCAAAGGGGCUUAGCAGCAGGAAAAAAGCACUGAGUGAUGUGUCUCCAUCCACUAGUAUCCCUCCUCUAGUGGAGGGUCAGCUGAGAUGUUUCCUCAGGGUGACAGUUAGUAAAGUGUUGUGGACCAUCAUAAAACCUCCUCCCGUGACUCUGAUCCGACUGAGAUGGUGGGGUGAAUCUUCUAACGGCACCUUCUUCAGGCCCAGAGAUGGACACAUUGAACCGAAGGGGGUUCAAUCUACAGCCCGCUUUCCGGUCCGAUGUGGACCAAAGCAGCUAACGUCUUAUUUGACAGAUAUGGGCUCAUUGGUGCUAGAUGUUCUGACAAAGGUUGAACAUUUGCCUAUAGCUCGAGCUCAGAUUCCUGGGAUUGCUCGACUCUCUUUGUCUCACUCCAUAAAUGGAUAUUUCACUCUUGUUUCACCGACAUCAGAGAAACUUGGAGAACUUCAGGUCACACUUGCCCUAGAACCAUUGACUGAUGGAUAUGACAGCAGCAGCUCAGUACCUACGACUGAUAUAAGCCUUGAUGCUCAGGCUGAUCAGAACAUGCCUGUGGUUUCAUCUCUGAUUCAUCCUCUCCAUAUUAACACUGGAAAGGAGAAAACUGGCAGAAGCUCUGGCCACAUACCCAGAGGAAAAGAUCAUCUGUAUUUUCAAGAAAGCAAUAACGUCAUGUCAGCGUCUGUAACUGGAAACCCUACAUCUACUCAAGCUAUUCCAACAAGCACCCGUACAUCUGUUGACGUCUUGUCAGUUCUUCUGGAACGUGGCAGCAAGCUCAGAAAUGCUAUGGUGGUUUCAGCCUUAAAGUCAGAUGUAGAGUCAGAUGUUCCUAUAAAGGACUUUCAUCCUCCUCUGCUCAGAGACAACACUGAAGCUCUACCCCUGAGGCCUUCUUCAGGACAGUUUCUGGAGAACAUCCUGCAAACAGAACUCCAGCAUUCUUUACUUGAGGAGCCAAGUCAACAUGGGGUCAACACAGAGGACAUGGCCGUUGAUCUGCUUCUGGGAAGUGUUAAUGGAUCAGUGCUUCAGUUCUGGAAUGGAGAAGGUUCUCCUCCAGAGUCUUUUUCUGAUCACAGCAGUGUGCUGAUGGACAGUGAGCUCAAUGAUCCUCAGUAUGAUCAGAGUCUUCUGGAAAAUCUCUUUUAUAAACCUCCGAUAUCAGAUGAGGUUUUGAAUGAGGAUCAGAAGACUGGUACUGAGAAGAAGCCAUCCCCAGUUAAAAACAUCAGGGUGAAGUCUGGUGACCAGCAGCGUUCAGAAGUCACAGAUGAUUUCUCCGGCCUGGGUGUGGAAAAGAUUGCUGACCUUGAAGAUGUUCGUUUUGCCAGGGUCACCGUCAGCGAGUUGAAAGCUCCAGUUCACAGUACUUUAGGAAAACUCCCUGGGAAAGGGAAACCACCUCGCCCUCUUGGCACAAAGAAAUGGUCUUAUAUUGUCGAGGUUCUCUUCCCUCUCGUCUCCACUGGAUGCGAUGAUGUUCAGCUUGUGCCUUCAGAGAUCUCAAAAGCUGUCUCUAAUAAAGUUAUAGAGGGCGCGGUGAUGUUUCAGCACCAAAGUUUGUUUCCAGUGCGGUUUAGUAGGUCAUCUAUUAAACAGUGGCUGAAAAUGAACGUUUCGUUCAAGAUCUACUCCAGAAAUAGCUUCCAAAAGAUACCCAUCCUCAUUGGAUCAGCAAUGUUUCCUCUGAGCUCCAUCAUGCAAAGUGAGUCGCAUAGCAUCUCUGCCGCCCUACCUGUUCAAAGACCAGAGGGAAUCACUGAUAAAAGCGGAAUUGGUCCACUCAAGGUGACAUUUGAAUUUGCAUCAGACAAGAAUGGAUUUUCCACCAACAAAAAGCCACCAAAGAGUGUUCUACAAAAAGCUCACCUGGCCGAACAGAUUGAUGGUGAGAGGGGUUUGUGUGUGAGGGACCACAGGAGAGACCCAUCUCCUAAUGAAAGAAUUCAUCCAGCUCAGAGUCUUCAGCUUCCUCACAGCAGAUCACGCCCAACAUCACCUCAUGCCAAAUACCAGGCUUCUCCUCAUAGGUUGACCCAGUACGAUACAGAGGAGCCUGCCGUUUUGCUUCAUACUUUGCUCAUUGUCCCGCAUGGAAAAGAUUUGAACUGCGCACCCUUGCAGCCCAACGUGUAUUUAAACUGUAAGUUUCUGGGAUCAGAUGAGGCAGCUCGAUCGGCAGUCAGCUGGGGUCAGAAACAUCCAACAUUCAGCUUUGUUCAGGUGGCUCCUGUCACACUUACCAGCAGAUUGUUAGAGAGAAUGAAGAACAAUAUGAUGGUCAUUGAGGUUUGGUUGAGGGCAAGCAGUUCAGAUCAUGAUAAACUCCUCGGCUUAGUGAAACUACCUCUCCACCAGUUCUACAUGUCCUUCAGGGACCCCAAGAUCUCUGAGUUGCUCUUGCAGUCUCAGUAUCCAGUGGUUGCGGUAGACAGUUACAUGCCUGUGGUUGAUGUGUUUACGGGGAAUACUCGUGGAAACCUCAGGGUUUGUCUGGCGAUGGGUCAGGCGCAGCAGAUCGCAGCAUUGCAGCGAAUGCGAGAAGAUGAGCUGGUGCACAUGUCGCCGCUGCCUCGACCUGUUCACAUGUUAGACCAUCGGCCGCACACAGAAACAAAGGCGAGUACUGUUGCCGCAACAGACGUUUUGCGCGAGCACGUCUUCUUGCUCCGAGUAGAGAGAGUGAAGGGACUGACCCCUCUACAAUCCACGGUUUGGGGAGAAGCCGAUUGCUACAUCCAAUAUUCCUUCCCUGCACAAAAUGACUCAGGGGAGGAUAUGGAUCUGAGUGUUGUUGAAAGUAAUGUGGAUCUCAAGGCCUUCCGCACCGAGACCACCCUAUGUGUGCCUGAUCCAGUGUUUGGGCACACUGAGACUCAUGUUCUGCUGGCUCCACCUGAUGUUCCAGUACAGAGAAUACUGCUUAGCUCGCUGGCCAAUCAGGGCUUGAGGAAUGGAGGAGGCGUGCAGUUUGAAGUGUGGUGCAGGUAUUAUUAUCCAAACGUUAGAGAUCAGCUUGUAGCCAGGGGACUUCUGCCCAUGUCCAAACUGUGUGCCAUGGUCACUAUGCAGAAACAGGGUCGAUCCGAUACACAGCUCUUCUCACUCCCUCUGGUACCCAGAACUGACAGUUCAUCUGAUGUGGAGCCUCAGCCAUCAGGGCUUCUUGAAGUGAGCAUUCAAUACAAAUUUCGGCCAAUGAGGAGUGUGGGAUUGAAGGGGGGGGUGGUGCCCUCUCGAAGCGUGAUACUGGCUGUGGAGGUGCACAGAGCAGCUGGAUUACAAGCAGGUGCAAUGGUUCUCGCGGAUGCAGACAGCUCGCUGCAAUAUUAUGCAGAAGUAGGAGUCAACUCUUUCGUCACCAUGCAGUUGUCAUUCCUGCCGGACAGCGAGGUGAGGAGCACACGUGUGGCUGCAAGAAGUUUCUGUCCAGAGUUUGAGCAUCAUACAGAAUUCAGCUGUAACCUGCUGGUGCAGAGAGACAGCGGAGAGAGCGUCAGUCUGGCUGAACUCAUGCAGGAUGCAGUGGCCAUCUUUACCAUUUACAACAGAGACACUCGUAAAAUGGUCAACACCAAAUCUAAGGACACUGUUUUGGGCACUGUGAAAAUAAAGCUUGCAGAUCUCAUUCGUAAAAGGACUGGGAAAUCUGGCUGGUACAGUCUCUCCCCGCCUCGGAAAACGGUAUCCUCCCACAGGCUAACUUCUGCAGGUGGGCUUGAAAUCUCCAUACAUUUUUCCCACCAUGCUGACAGAGAGCGGGUCAUCACUUCAGCCCGUGGGCUGGGUUGGGAUGUUGGCCAGGACAGUGACGAUGAGGCCGACACAGAAGAUGAAGAGGCUUUGGAAGAACACACAAAGACUCUAAAUGUAUCCGUUUCCAUGCCUAGGGCGUGGUUACCCUUCCAUUGUCUACUGCUGCCCGGACAUGAAGACUUACAGCGUUCCACAUACUGCUACUACAGAUACAAACUGUACGACCAGCAGACCAUCUGCUCGGAACUCAGACACCCUGUUGUGGAAGAGAGCGAGGUAGAAGUGGGUUUAGCCACAGUGGCGUUUCAGGGGACCAGGAGUGUGGUUUUAAGGAGGACUCGGCCUCUGCGAUGGUACCUGAGAGAGGAGAGGAUGGAGGUUCAGAUGUGGGUGGCUUUUGGGAAGGAGAAGAGAGUCCGGCCUCACAACGCUGAUCGUCUUGUGGGUUCUGCUUUUGUGGAUCUUUCUGCUCUUGCUAACACCUCGAAGCACCACCAAACCAUCAGUGGUGUCUAUUCGUUGUUCAAUCGCUCGGCCGUGAACCUGAGUGGUGCUGCUUUGAGAGUCCACAUCACUGCAACGGCAGAUUCUGCACCACACGAGUCUCAAGCCGCCCACAGCGAGGAGCUCAACAGCUCAGGAGAGGAUGAAGAGGGUGGAGACCUCUCCACCACAUUGCUGCCUGGACCAUCUCAAUCCCCCAGCAGACAGCAGAAGAACAUGGUUGUAAACUCUGACCCUCAACCAGCCACAGAAGUCAACAGUGAAGACACCUUCCUAGCCAACAUUACUGUAGACAGAGCCAUGCGACUGAGUCUGAAGGGUUGUCCUCUUGCUGAGCGGGCUGGAGCUUUACCCAGCUGCUGUGUGUCAUACGCCACUGCCGAUGCCCUUGGCACAGCGACCACAGCGUUAGUAAAAGACUCUGACUGCCCUGUCUGGGACCACCAACAAGAAUGCAGGCUGUCAAAACAGCUUCUUGUGGAUCCACAUCAAUCUUUGGUAUUCAAAGUGUGGCAUAAAGGAGAGGUGGAGCGGGUGAUUGGAUUUGCGUCUGUAGACCUGUCGCCUCUUCUGUCAGGGUUUAAAUCAGUUUGCGGCUGGUACAACAUCAAUGAUUUCAGCGGGCUGUGUCAGGGUCAGCUGAAAGUGUCUGUGUCUCCUCUGCGGGCGGUACUGGAUCUCCGGGCCCAGAGACAGCCGGCACACGAAUCCAGCGCCACAGACUCUAGUGCUCUUUUUAGCGCUCUACCGCUUUGCUAUCAAACUACGGCCACCUAUAGCAGCUUCCCGAGCCACAUCAGUCGAUUCUCAGAGCAGAGGAUCAGCACGCCUCCUGGACAUCUUGAAAAACUGCUGUCUGACAGGUCCAGUGUGACGGAUAGGCACGACGAGCACAUGGACAACGUGAGGUUGUUCCAUCAGACUCUGCAUGAGGGUGAGAGAUCAUCUAACUCCUCAUUGGCUGGAGAGGCCCACUCCUCCAGUUCAGCUGUCUUCUCUGCUCUGAGGAAAAACCUCAGCGAGCUGGAUGAUAUUCAGAGAUACUUCAGUCGAAAGUUGACCAAUCCAACAUUCCCAAAGCUGAGUGAAAUGAGAGGAACCUCCAGGCAGGAAGACCUCAGGGAGACAGACACCACAAAACUGCUGUUUAAGUCCAAUCAGCUGGUGGGAGAGGUCAACAACAUUAUUAAGGGUUUAAGUGAACACCAAACAGAAGAAACAUCAACUCUACAUAUAAACUCAGAUACACCUGCUGUUGAACAUUUAAGAUCUGAUCAGCUGAUAUUAUCAGAGUCUGAGAGCUCUGAGACAGAACUGCACGCUCAUAAAGACGUAAGGUUGGAGAGUGAAGAUGCCUCACCAAUCAGCAGUCCAACACCUAGAGACACCAGACAGUCAUCCAUUCUUCCUGAAGAUGCCCAACCACAACACAGCCAUAACGAAAACCUGUCCGAUGAAGAUGGAGAUGAAGAUAAAUUCGAAGAUCAAGAGGAAGACUUUGAGGAGACUUUAUUACAGCCACGAACGCUAAAUGAGGUCACCUCAGUCACAGACAGAACCAGCCCGUGGACCAGCCUUCUGUCUGACCCAGAAAUGGGAUCCCUGGAGAGUCUGGAAUUAGUGGAACAUCACACUCAAAACAACCCCUACCAUGCUCAAGAUGAAGUGACGAACAGAAGAAAGCUCUCACCAGAGGUCAACCCGCAAUCAUUGACAGCACAAUUCCAGGAAAUCGACUCUGAUUCAGACGACGGUGGGCGAUCAGAAGCUGGGAGUGAUCUUGAUACAUGUAGAAGUGAAGAUCACAGGGAGAAGAAUCAAUCUCCAGAUGGUCUGGAUAGAGUCUGUUCUCUCUCCAGUAUUAGUGAAGUGGAGGGUUGUGACAUAAGUAACAGUGAGGCUGAAGAAAGGGAAGAUAGACCGAAUGUACCUUCUGCCUCAGAGUCUGGUGCAGAACCGGAUGAUGAAAGUGACGAGAAGACACCAAAACGUUCAGAGUCUGCAGAGAUUCCAAAUUUCUUCCUGCCGACCCACCAUCUGGAGGCAUCCAUGAGAGCUUUAAGGAUGGCACCUGUGUUUCCUUCAACUGCAGUUGAGUCUGAGACUGCAAAUCAAUCAAAUGCAUUUCGAAGAAUGAUGCGAUCAAGACCCAACAUCCCUCCAUCACAGAGAAGUGAAGAGACCAGGAGAAUCGCUAAAAUAUUUGCUUCAAAGUUUACAGAAGAAAAUUAGCAUUAUCCAAAACUGCGUGUGUGUGCUUUUUAUUCUAUUUUUAUCUGUGGUGUAUGUGCAUUAUUUGUUAUUUAUUAAUUCAUUUGUUAUACGACACAAUGUGGUACAUACUGGGAUUUUUUCCGGAACCUUUAAUUAUGUAAGCAUUAGGAAAGUUGUUUAUGUACAAUAAUCAAAUAUUUUUAUAAUAAAGCAUUUUGUAUUGUG
This is a messenger RNA of Triplophysa dalaica, 6818 nucleotides long. It is a transcript of the gene c2cd3, whose product is annotated as C2 domain containing 3 centriole elongation regulator. The transcript is spliced from 33 exons. NCBI's taxonomy places the organism in Eukaryota, Metazoa, Chordata, Actinopteri, Cypriniformes, Nemacheilidae. The record is from RefSeq and is a predicted model, not a curated record. Gene Ontology annotation, cellular component: centriolar satellite; centriole. Bases 90 to 6611 code for a protein of 2173 amino acids. Gene Ontology annotation, biological process: centriole elongation; cilium assembly.